CGAAACAAUCGCAGGCUACAACCCCCCAACAAGUCAUCGGACCUGUCAAUCAUCGGCGCCCUUUGAUGUCGGGACUCCUCUCCCUGUCUUGGGCUCAAAUGAGCUGUUUGCUGUUGUAAGGAAACAUUAGUCCUCUACCAACCAAGCAGCCGGGGGACGACACAUCUCAACUUUUUUUUUUCCCCUGCAUGUGGUGUGGUUGUUUCUGCACUUUGGAGGCGCCCCAGACUGAGGAGAUUUAACAGAAAAGAAGUCCAUUGAUUCUUUUCCCCCCCCUUCAUUUAUACUUUUUUAUUAUUGUUUUGUUUUUUUUAAAGCGUAUACUAAUAUCGCAGGGGGAGAAGGCAAGUAGACAUGCCUCAGCUCAGUAGCGGCGGCGGGGACGACCUGGGAGCGAAUGAUGAGAUGAUAGCGUUCAAAGACGAAGGGGAGCAAGAGGAGAAAAUCCAAGAAAACGCGUUCACGGAGAGAGACCUGGCCGACCUCAAGUCCUCUCUGGUGAACGAGUCGGAAAUAAAUCAAAGUCCGAACGCAGCGGCGGUGAGGCGGGCGCAGCAGGGCGAGCAGAGGGGCUUCGCGGAGAAGCACCGGGAGCAUCUCGACGGCGUGUCGAAGCACCAAGAUGGAGGCAUGUACAAGACGCCGGCGUAUCCAGGGUAUCCCUUCCUGAUGCUGCCUGACCCCUACCUCCCAAACAGCUCGGUUUCUCCAUCUUCCAACAAAGUGUCGGUGGUCCAGCAGUCUCACGGGAUGCACCCGCUGACGUCCCUCCUGCCCUACAGCAACGAGCAUUUCAGCCCGAGUCCUCCACACCUGCCCACAGACAUGAGCCAGAAGACAGGAGUUCACAGGCACCAGUCCCAGGACCUCUCAGGGUACUACUCCCUCCCUCCAGGCGGCGUCGGCCAGAUCACUCCCUCCAUGGGCUGGCAGAGCCAGCCAGUCUACCCUGCCCUGUCCCCCUGUGGAUUCAGGCAGCCCUACUCCUCCAACCUCUCCGGCGCCUCCUCCUACUCCAGGUUCCCUCACUCUCUGAUGCUGGGCCCAUCAGGCAUGCAUCCUACAGGGAUCCCCCACCCAGCCAUAGUGCCCCCUUCAGGCAAACAGGAUCACGAACAGUAUGACAGGGGCAUGUACGCGAAACCUCAGGAGGUCAAGCGGGAGAAGGAGCCUAAGAAGCCGGUCAUCAAGAAACCCCUGAACGCCUUCAUGCUUUACAUGAAGGAGAUGAGGGCGAAGGUCAUCGCCGAGUGCACAUUAAAGGAGAGCGCAGCCAUCAACCAGAUUCUGGGACGAAGGUGGCAUGCACUGACCCGGGAGGAACAGGCCAAGUACUACGAGUUGGCCAGGAAAGAGAGACAACUCCACAUGCAGCUCUACCCGACCUGGUCUGCCAGGGACAACUAUGAGGCGGGCCUUAGCGGGGUCGCAGGGGAAAAGAGUAAAGCUGAUUGGGGCAAGAAGAAGAGGAGAAAAAGGGAGAAGCUGCAGGACUCCAAUACAGACCCGGGCUCUCCUAAGAAAUGCCGGGCUCGCUUCGGCCUCAACCAACAAACGGACUGGUGUGGUCCUUGCAGGAGGAAAAAGAAGUGCAUUCGCUACCUUCAAGGAGGAGGCUGCCCCAGCCCAACUUCUUCAGAUUUAAGUGCUAUAGACUCUCCCCCCUCCCCUUCCCCUUCCCGCCACGGUCUGUACCAGCACCAGCGCCCCACCUCCCCGGGCUGCUCCCCACCACCCACCUCCCCGUCGACACGCCUCCCCUUGUCUCCGCCGACACACACACGCUCACACACACGCUUACCCCUGCAGCAGUCCGCCAGCAAGCGCGGCGACCUCCGUCUGCCCACGACCAAACACGCCCACACACACCUGGAACUGUCCGGCAAGCAGACGCACAGCUCGACGACGGCACUGUCGGCCGCCAAGGCUGCAGGACUUUCUCUCAAAGUGCUAACAGAGACUCAGUGAUCGCUCCGGUCCGCUCACAUCCGUGACCCCAUUCACCUCAGCUUCCUCCAGGAGCCGUGAAGAUCAUCUUCCUCACCUGCCUUCAUUCUCACUUAUCUAAACCCUGUGGUCCGUGUGUUUGAUUAAAAAAGAAAAGAAAGAAAAAGGAGUGACCAGUGGUGGCGAGGUGGUGUAGUGAUGAAGGGGGAUAGGUGAUCCGCCCUGCUACAGUGCCCCAGAGUAAGAUACUAGCUGUGUCCCAGUUCAGACGCUGGAUCUUCUAAAGUCUGCAUUUUUAGAGUUAAUAGAUCAUUAACAGGUCUAUUCUCUCUCAAAGCCUCCUUCAAAUGGUUAGUUCUGUAAUCAAGCGUUCAGACAAUCCCUGUCAACCUGGAAAUAUUACAAAAACACAUAAUAUUUGGUAUAUAUGUGGUUCAGGUGGUCACAAGCCUCGACAUAAGUUUAGUAUCUACAGUUAAAUCAGUCAAACUGUAAAUUUGGCAAUUAUAAACUAACUGAACUGACUAGGAGCACCUGAAUGUAGUCUGUGUGAGGCUAAACUGUUGAAUUAAACCCACUUGGGAUCCUUGGGAGGAUCCGGCCCCCUGAAUUGGUGACCAGAUCUCACCAGUCACCAAGAGUUCCAGUUGUACAGAGGGCAGACUUGCACUGAAAGGCAGAAUUAAUCUGGAACCUUAAAAUCUGUGGUUCUUUGGCUCCAUCUGCUGCAGUUUAAACUCAACUAAAACAAUUAAUUUUGCCUUGAGGACAGCUCUGCCUCUUGAAAAGAUAAUUUAAAAAAUACACCUCCUAAGCCCCUUGGUGCUCCUUUUUUAUUUUUCCAAAGCCGACCCUGUGUUUCAACCUCCAUGACAAUCACAAACAAGAUGUAUUGUAAAUGAACUCUUUGUUAAACAAAUCACAGCAACGCGGACCUAAAAAUUGAGGCAGAGAUUGGUUCUAAGAGCUAAUCUGGCAUCAAGGUGAGAGGGCAGAAGACUCUUUUUCAGACGUUAUUAUCCAUCACUCUCAGACCCACCCAGAGGGGAGGACAGACCAACAACCAGCCAGCCUGACCAGCAGAACCUCAGGUCUAAAGAGAGGGACAGAUUUUACUUCUUUCUUUUUUUUUUUAGCUGCCAUUUUCAGUUUGACUUCAGUUUCAUUCCAUUUCCAAAUAUUUUUUAUAACUACCUGUGCAGCCCCUGUGACAAAAGGAAAAUAAAACAAUUUUCAGCAGGUUAAAAAAAGUCAAAGAGAAUUCAACAUAAAACUCCCCAGCUUCAAGUUACAUCAUUUCUUUUAGGCACUUUCAGGCUGUCAGUCUCUCGCUAAGUCAAUGUUACAUUUUUGCUCCGUUUUCUCCAAAUUUAUUUGCAUUUUUUUUGCAUCUCAUGUGAUUUUUUUUUUUAAGGUCAGAUGUUUUGCCGGUGGGGAAACCCUCAGAGAAAGACGAGAGGUUUUGGUUGUUUUUUCCUUUGACUGAACAUUUUGCAGCUCUAUAAACUAAUCUGAGACCAAAUGGGUACUAUUAUAUUGCAUUGUGUUGUAAAGUUUUAUAAAUGUUGGAAUCCCCUAUUAUAAUAAACUUUUAUAUGUUUUUAUGUAAAAAAAAAAAAAAUAAGCGAAAUAACAAAAAAAAAGAGAUUUUUAGUUUCUACCAUUUCUUAAAGCAAUACAUUUUGUGUUUGUCCUUUUAUGUGCAGAAUUUUCUUGGUCAAGUGUUACUGCGGCAGCGUUCAAACGAUAUCUUGUGUUCUCAACCUGUGCAUGUUCCACCUUUUUAAAUGUAACAAAAAAUAGAUUUUGACUAAAAAAGGCUUUAAUUUACCGUUCUGCUUGCAGCUUUCAAACUCAGCUUACCACGCUGUGGACAAACUGUAGGCUGAGCUUUGUACAGCAAAACCGUUUUCCUCCAGCAGAGAGAGCUCUUGUGCUAGAAAUAGCUUGUUUUUAUUUUGAGAGUGUUCCCCAUAGUGGCAACGCCUUGAAGAUGUCUUUUGUAUUUUUUAACGCCUCUGAUGUAUUACUUGUUUUUUUGUUUGAUGUAUUAAAAGUGUUUUGAAUAUCUUGUCCAGGUCUACUGUAGUUAAGGCACAAGGACAUUUCAAGAAUGAUGGUUUCAGAGACAUAACUUUUAAAAUAAAAACAAACUGUCCCAAAGAA
Messenger RNA from Dicentrarchus labrax (European seabass), 4113 nucleotides. It is a transcript of the gene tcf7, whose product is annotated as transcription factor 7. The coding region runs from base 355 to 1968 and encodes 537 amino acids. Gene Ontology annotation, molecular function: DNA-binding transcription factor activity, RNA polymerase II-specific; RNA polymerase II cis-regulatory region sequence-specific DNA binding. The transcript has 13 exons. The record is from RefSeq and is a predicted model, not a curated record. Gene Ontology annotation, biological process: canonical Wnt signaling pathway; regulation of transcription by RNA polymerase II. Lineage: Eukaryota; Metazoa; Chordata; Actinopteri; Moronidae. Gene Ontology annotation, cellular component: beta-catenin-TCF complex.